Messenger RNA from Closterium sp. Naga37s-1, 513 nucleotides. The record is from the annotation of a GenBank genome assembly. NCBI's taxonomy places the organism in Eukaryota, Viridiplantae, Streptophyta, Zygnematophyceae, Desmidiales, Closteriaceae.
AUGACGCCGUAUCUUCAAAACUUGUCAUUUCCGUUACGCCCUGGACUAGAAUGGUUGCAAGCUGCCCUGCUCUUCCGCUGCCUCCCCCUCCUCCCUUUCUCCCACUACCUCUCUCGCCUGCACCUCCUCCUCUCCACCCUCGCCACCCUCCUCCCCUCCAUACUCCCCAUCCUCGCCCUCCUCUUCACCACCCUCUCCCUCUUCUCACUCGCCGGCACGCACCUUUUCGGUGGCCUCCUCUCCUCACACCACCCCCAGCUUCAAACCACAGACUACUUUCAAUCCGGCUUCCUACCACUCAAUUUCAAGGACUUCCCGGCUUCGAUGGCCGUGGCUUUCAACCUGUAUAUUGUGAACAACUGGUAUGUGAUCAUGGAUGGGGUUGCAGCAGUGCUGCCAGCAAAGCAGCAGUGGAAGGCGCCUGUGUACUUUGCGCUGUUUUACGUGGUCAUUGUGGUGUUUGUGCUCAAUGUGGUGGUUGCUUUCAUUCUCGAAGCCUUUGUGAGGAGUUGA